Molecule: messenger RNA, 1143 nt
Organism: Quercus robur (English oak)
Lineage: Eukaryota; Viridiplantae; Streptophyta; Magnoliopsida; Fagales; Fagaceae
Product: mitogen-activated protein kinase kinase kinase 20-like
Exons: 3
Coding region: 1-1143 (380 amino acids)
Biological process (GO): protein phosphorylation
Molecular function (GO): ATP binding; protein kinase activity
Source: RefSeq, a predicted model, not a curated record
AUGGCACAUGACAUGAAGUGGUCAAAAGUUCAAGUUCUUGGAAAAGGAUCCUACGGAACUGUGUAUUUAGCAAUUGCAAACCGAGUCGGUUCCGCUUUCUCCUCUCCUUUUUCUGGCCUGAUAGCUAUCAAGUCAGCGGUUUUUCAAAACUCUAUAUCGCUUCAAAAGGAGGCCAAAAUCUUGCAAGACUUGGCUGACUGCCCUGAGAUUGUUCAUUAUUUUGGAAACGAUUUGACUAUUGAAAGUGGCGUAGGGUUCUAUAACUUGCAGCUAGAGUAUGCGUCAGGAGGCACCCUUGAAGAUUUUAAUCAAGAAAACUGGAGGAAAAUUAGUGGAAUACGAUGUGCAAAGGGUUACGUACAUUGCGACCUGAAGCCAGCAAAUAUUCUUGUUUUUCGUUCCAAAGCUGGUAGAGGCAAUGCUGUUAAGAUUGCUGAUUUUGGAAUAUCGAAAAUUACGAGAGAGGAGUAUGGUUUUGUGAAUAGAAAGUUUUGCUUUCGGGGAACUCCUAUAUAUAUGUCUCCAGAAUCUGUUGCAUUAGGUGAAAUUGAAGCUCCUCUGGAUAUAUGGUCUUUGGGAUGUACAGUCAUUGAGAUGAUUACUGGAAAGCAUGUAUGGAAUUGUAAAGGUCUAGAAGACUUAAUGUUUCAAAUUGUUUUUGGAAAGGAGCCACCCAAAAUACCCGAAACUAUGUCAGAACUUGGGAAAGAUUUCUUGAGGAAGUGUUUUGUAAGAGAUCCCAGAAAGAGGUGGACUGCUGAGAUGCUACUGAACCAUCCUUUUAUCAGUGAAACUGAAUGUUUGACAUCUACAAAAAUCCGCCUUAUUGGUUGUUCUUCAUCAAUUUCAAGGAGACUGUCUUCCUCAGAAACUUUGCUUCCUCCUCCUGGAUUUUCUGCUUUUCCUUCAGUGCUGCCUGGGCAUGCCCAGUGUUAUGGUAACUGGGUAAGCAGUGAUCCAGAGGUUAAGCAUUACUCUGGCAACUUUAAGCUAUGGGGUGGUGCGCCCGCUUAUGGGGUCGAAUCAGUAUGUUCUAAGAAGAAAUAUCUGAAUAUCAAUCUCAUUGAUCUCAUGAGUAUAAUUCCAAAUCCUGUCAAUCGUCUUCCAAUGGAUGAGUUUAACAACAUCAAUGAGUUGAAAUGA